AAAACACCUCCGAAAUGUGACACUGUGCAGAUAACAGUGCAGACGACCUACGGGGGUCUCACAAAAACAGCGCGCGGGCGACUGGGAGCAUCACACACGGGAAGAGGAGCCACAUCACACAGAGACAGCGAGGCAAACGAGCCAGAGUCAUCCUUUCAGAGCUGAGGAAGUAAAGGGAGUUCAAGUUUUUUACGCACAGACGCUGAGUUUUACGCGCGGCUUUAAAGAGCGUCCUUUGGCAAAAAAGACAGUCAAAGAAACUUCAUUUGGAUGAAAGACUUCCUCCAGGAUCUGACCUGCCCGCCGUGGGCCUUUGGUUUACAUUUUAUAAAUCGGCAUAAAUUAAUUUGUUGGCUCAGAACUUUGGCACGGAUCAGUCGGAUGGAGACUGAAGGGAAGAUUCUCAAGUUGGCGCCGUGAAAGUAUCGCUCAGACUCCGAGUAAAAGGCUGCUUCAUUUACCUGUAUAAACUUUCAGAAACCAGUCRCAACCAUGCCUCGUCCUGGGAAAAACUCCUACAGCGACCAGAAGCCUCCGUACUCCUACAUCUCACUGACAGCCAUGGCAAUCCAAAACUCAGCCGAGAAGAUGCUGCCUCUGAGUGACAUCUACAAGUUCAUCAUGGACCGGUUCCCGUAUUAUCGGGAGAACACCCAGAGGUGGCAGAACUCCCUGCGGCACAACCUCUCCUUCAACGACUGCUUCAUCAAGAUCCCGCGGCGGCCCGACCAGCCCGGGAAAGGCAGCUUCUGGGCUCUGCACCCGGACUGCGGGGACAUGUUUGAAAACGGCAGCUUCCUCCGGAGACGGAAGCGCUUCAAGGUGCUGCGCGCUGAGCACAUGACCUGCAAGAGUUCCCCCAUGAUGCACUACUUCCACCACCACCAUCACCACCACCACCCCGGCAGCAAGCUGGGCGCCACGUCCGGCCACCACGAGCACUCGGCCGCGCCGGCGGGCGUGGGUCGCCUCCCUCACUUUCAAGGCUACGGGGGCAUCGCGUGCGCGCAGCCCGGCGCCUUCAAACACCCGUUCGCCAUCGAGAACAUCAUAGGGAGAGACUACAAGGGUGUGGUGGCCAGCGGGCUUCCCCUCACCUCCGUCAUGCACCACCUGGGUUACCCAGUGCCCCCUCAGCUCAGCAGCGUGGUGAACUCCAUGUGGCCGCACGUGGGGAUGCUGUCGGAGUCCAUGAGCGGCGUGCCCGUGCCCGCAGCAUCCUCAGAGUACGCGCCCUUCAGCGUCUCGGCCAAGGGCCUUUACCACAACGCCAACGGGCAGACGCUGCCUGCCGUUCCCGUGCCCAUAAAACCCACCCCGUCCUUGGGUCCGGUUCCCGGUUUGGCUGGGCUGCAGGGCGCUCCGGCCCARCUCUGCUCCCCAGCAUCGGUGAUGGAGAAGAGAGACCUGCUGGAGGGGAAAGGGAACCCGCUGCACCCGGCUCUGCUGCUGUCCUAACCGGGUAAACUGCGGGCUGGUUCUAGAAAAAGGAAGAUUGAGACGAGUUUUAAACUUCACGGUUUAAGUGCCGCUGUGAGAGGGUUUGUAAAAAACUUUUUUAACAUUGUAAGRAUUUUUGUUGUUGUUGAUUGAGUCACUAUUUUUUGCACACUUGGUGAGGGCAUUUACCACAUGUGGCUCUCUAUUAAAUCUAAUCAGAGAAGAAGACGCGCUAAACCCAAAGAAAGCUUUUAUUGUAGGAGACAACCUGUUUCACUUCAGCCAAACACAUGUUUAGAUAUCUUGCUGUGUUUCCCUGUAACAUAUGACAAGUCUGAUAAAGACAAAUAGGCCUUCGUGCUUUUUUAAAAGUAUAAAUUAGGCCUGUUGCACUUUUUUUCUGUGUUAUUCAGCUGUUCAUUGCUUGUAUUAUAACGCUAUUUAUCUGCAGAUAUUUAUAAAGAAUUUGAA
Molecule: messenger RNA, 1911 nt
Organism: Austrofundulus limnaeus
Lineage: Eukaryota; Metazoa; Chordata; Actinopteri; Cyprinodontiformes; Rivulidae
Gene: foxb2
Product: forkhead box B2
Exons: 2
Coding region: 493-1458 (321 amino acids)
Biological process (GO): cell differentiation; regulation of transcription by RNA polymerase II; anatomical structure morphogenesis
Molecular function (GO): DNA-binding transcription factor activity, RNA polymerase II-specific; RNA polymerase II cis-regulatory region sequence-specific DNA binding
Source: RefSeq, a predicted model, not a curated record